UAUCACUUCCGGGUCUUCAAACUCGGCGCUGCUCAGAUUGAGAAUGUCUAAAUUAAAAACAUUAAUUUGGCCCAAAGUAAUUUUAUUUGGAGAUUCGAUCACGCAGUAUUCAUUCCAACCAAAUGGAUGGGGUUCAGAUAUUGCCAACAAACUUGUAAGGAAGUGCGACGUUUUGAACAGAGGACUGUCAGGCUACAACUCCCGAUGGGCCAAGAUUCUUCUUCCUCGCCUCAUCAAUGACCAGAACUCAGUGGAUCAGAACAUAGCUGCUGUGACAGUCUUCUUUGGAGCCAAUGACUGCUCCCUGGAAGACAAAAACCCACAACAGCACAUUCCCCUGCAGGAGUAUUCAGAGAACUUGAAGGAGAUCUCAAGCCUUCUGGGUUCAGCCGGUGUGUCAGCAGAUAAAGUUAUCUUCAUCACCCCUACACCUGUGCAUGAGCCAGCCUGGGAGAAGGAGUGCAUUCUGAAAGGAUGUCCUCUUAAUCGUCAUAACUCAGUAGCGGGUCAGUAUGCACAGGCCUGUGUUCAGGUGGCUGGACAGUGUGGAGCAGAUGUUCUAGAUCUCUGGACACUCAUGCAGAAAGAUGGACAGGAUUACUCGGUGUACCUGUCUGACGGGCUGCACUUGUCCGAAAAAGGGAACCAGUUUGUAGCUCAGCACCUGUGGGAUCUGCUGGAGACCCGCUUGGGUCACCUACCCUUCAUCCUGCCUUAUUGGGCGGACGUGGACCGCGCCAGUCCAGAGAGCUGUCUGCUCUGACAACUGAGGGUGACUUUUUAUGGAAAGCUCAGGGUGAAAUACUCCUUCAAAAAAAAAAAAAAGAAACUGAUGGACCGUCUGUGGAGAGCUGACUCACUCUGUUCACACAGACAGAUGAAAUUUGAAAUGCAACAUUACCUU
Messenger RNA from Thalassophryne amazonica, 904 nucleotides. RefSeq names its product isoamyl acetate hydrolyzing esterase 1 (putative) (gene iah1). The record is from RefSeq and is a predicted model, not a curated record. Gene Ontology annotation, molecular function: hydrolase activity, acting on ester bonds. Lineage: Eukaryota; Metazoa; Chordata; Actinopteri; Batrachoidiformes; Batrachoididae. The coding region runs from base 44 to 763 and encodes 239 amino acids. The transcript has 7 exons.